Colletotrichum truncatum is the source of this 687-nucleotide messenger RNA. RefSeq names its product Snf7 family protein. NCBI's taxonomy places the organism in Eukaryota, Fungi, Ascomycota, Sordariomycetes, Glomerellales, Glomerellaceae. The record is from RefSeq and is a predicted model, not a curated record. Gene Ontology annotation, biological process: endosome transport via multivesicular body sorting pathway; late endosome to vacuole transport; protein transport. Gene Ontology annotation, cellular component: ESCRT III complex; multivesicular body.
AUGGAGACUCUCAAGUCGCUGUUUGUCAAGCCUGACCCGCAGCAACAGUUGCGAAAAUGUAAUGCCCUCAUCCGAUCCAAUAUCCGCAAACUAGACCGCGAUAUCAAUCAAGUCAGGCAAGUCGAAGCCAAGACGAAGAACCUCAUUGUCCAGGCCGACAAACGCGCGCAACGAGACCCCACGAGAGCAAAGCAAGCACAGAAAGAGGCACGCGACUUCGCCCGUGAGCUCAUCCGAGCGCGGAAAACGAGCUCUCGGCUCAUAACUUCCAAGGCGCAGCUUAAUAGCGUGCAGAUGCAGGUCAACGAAGCCUUCGCCGUACGCAAGAUUGAGGGUAGCAUCCGUGCGAGCGUCGGUGUCAUGAAGGAUGUCAACCGGUUGAUCAGGCUGCCCGAGCUGGCCGGUACGAUGCAGGAGCUGAGCGCAGAGCUGAUGAAAGCCGGCAUUAUCGAAGAGAUGGUCGGCGAGAGCCUACCUGAGGACAUGGACGAGCUCGAGGAGGAGGAGGCAGAGGGCGAGGUUGACAAGGUGCUCGGCGAGAUUCUCAAGGACCGCAUGUCCAAGGAGAAGUUGCCCGCCGCGCCCGUCACUCAGGAACCCAAGCCGGUCGAAGCCGAGGAGGAGGAAGAGGAGGCCGAGGCCAUGAUGAACCAGAUGCGCAACAGGCUCGAGGCUUUGCGGAGCUAA